CUACAAUACACACGACAGCGCUCAGCUCUCCAGCUCUUCUGUCGCUUUCAGCUUUCAGGAACUUAACAGAACUUUUCUGCUGUGUUUAGUUUUAAAUGUCAACUUUUCUGAAUUCAGGUCUGUUGUUAUUUGAAGAAAAUGGGAAAUGUUGAGACUUUUAUUUUCAUCUGUUUGUGCUCAUGGAGUCUGGCCGGUGUGUUUGGUGAUGAAGUGAAGUUCGUGUCAGUGAUGGAGGGAGAUUCUGUCACUCUGAACAUUAAUAAUACUAAUAUACAGAAAGAUGAUCAGAUCAUAUGGAGAUUUGGACACAUUCUGAUCGCUCAAAUCAACAGAAAAAUCAAUAAGAUCAGUGUUUAUAAUGAUAUUGCUGAUGGGAGAUUCAGAGACAGACUGAAGCUGGAUCAGACUGGAUCUCUGAUCAUCACAAACACCAGAACCACAGACACUGGACUUUAUAACUUAAGCAGCAGCAAAACAGAGACACUGUUCCACAUCUUCAUUCUCUCUGUCUACGCUCGUUUGCCUGCUCCUGUCAUCACCAGAGACUCUUCACAAUGUUCUUCAUCAUCAUCGUCAUCAUCAUCAUCCUCCUCCUCAUCAUCAUCUUCAUCAUAUUGUUCACUGCUGUGUUCAGCUGUGAAUGUGAGUGCUGUGACUCUCUCCUGGUACAAAGGAAACAGUUUAUUGUCCAGCAUCAGUGUGUCUGAUCUCAGGAUCAGUCUCUCUCUUCCUCUGGCGGUGGGAUAUCAGGAUAAAAACAGCUACAGCUGUGUGAUCAACAAUCCUGUCAGAAACCACACCACACAUCUCAACAUCACUGAACUCUGUCAGACAUGUCCAGUCUGUAUCCUCUGCUGUGGUUCUACUGAAGCUGCAAUCCGAUUGGCUCUCUCUGCUCUGGUGGGCGUGGCUGCUGUUGCUGUGUUGAUUUAUGACAUCAGUUCCAGGAGUCUUCAACAGAAGAGAAGAAAGAAGACAACACCAUCUGAUUAAUCAGAUACUCAGGAGACUGGAGAUGUUCUUGAACAAGUGGAGACAUUACAUAUUAUAAUCUACAUUAAUGAGCUAAUUAGUAUUUGUUUCACUUCAGUUGUAUUUGUAGCACUUUUCAAAAUUAAUUUUUUUUCUAAAGUAGCUUUCCAAAGAGUAGUGCCUUACAAUCAGUCAGACUGUCAAUAAUAUUUGUAUGAGAGUAUUUCUUGUUAGUUUUUUUGUAAAAUAAGUUGCAAGA
Carassius auratus (goldfish) is the source of this 1231-nucleotide messenger RNA. RefSeq lists its product as uncharacterized. Bases 139 to 993 code for a protein of 284 amino acids. The record is from RefSeq and is a predicted model, not a curated record. NCBI's taxonomy places the organism in Eukaryota, Metazoa, Chordata, Actinopteri, Cypriniformes, Cyprinidae. The transcript is spliced from 4 exons.